Molecule: messenger RNA, 912 nt
Organism: Daphnia magna
Lineage: Eukaryota; Metazoa; Arthropoda; Branchiopoda; Diplostraca; Daphniidae
Exons: 3
Coding region: 114-824 (236 amino acids)
Source: RefSeq, a predicted model, not a curated record
CGCUGUAUUCUAGAAAAUUUACCCUCUUCCUUUUGUUAUUAUUAUUUAUUAUUACUCGACAAAUUUGUCUUUGCCACGAAAACACGUCAGGUGUUCUUCAAAGAAAACAAAUUAUGAAUUUCGACAAUUUCUUUCGCCAAUUUUUCGGAUUAUCGUUUCCUGCGAAAAGACCGCCUGAAGAGGAGCGUGAUGAAGAUUCACGGAACUUAGACAGUAACCAAAUGUUUGGUGGCCCUCAAUGGAAUAAUGAACUUGAUCAACUUGAUAAAAUGAUGAUCAAACUUCUUAAAGAGAGUUUUGAAAAUCUUUCAAUGUUCACUGAUGUUCCUUUACAUCAAGAACACACUGAAAUGCCUGUAUAUCCACAAGCUUCACUUAGAGACCAAAUGCUAAAGCCAGGAUUUACAUAUCAACCAAAUGAAGGGGAAUGGAAAUCCAAAAGAAAUAGAAAAGAUGAAGUUGAUUUGGAUGAAACUACCAAACAUGACAAAAAUUUAGCUGCAUUGCUACCAAAAGCCAGAGAAGAUGGGAUGUAUUAUUCGACCAGGUCUUCCACAAAUUAUUUCCAUAGUUGGAAUGGUGCAACAGAAUCGAAGUCGACGAUAAAUGACAGAGACGGCUGUCACAGAGAUUUGACGACAAAAGAACUUAAUGGGAAAACAUAUGUCAUGGAAAGAAAACAAUGCCCUGGAGCUCCCCCACAGACAACAGAAACACUCAUUAACUUGACUAGGGAAGAAUUGCCAGAAUUCCUAAAAAACUGGGGAUCUAAUCAGGGUGUUGGAAACCAAGAUGUGUUUGACUUUUGGGGGUCCUUUAAAUAAAUAAAAAUUUUAGUUUAAUUGUAUAUUUGUGGAAUAAUUGUAAUCAUUUAAAAUUAAAUAAACAUACAAUACACAUACAAGAAAAAAA